This is a messenger RNA of Monodelphis domestica (gray short-tailed opossum), 6019 nucleotides long. It is a transcript of the gene SEMA3C, whose product is annotated as semaphorin 3C. Gene Ontology annotation, biological process: positive regulation of cell migration; neural crest cell migration; axon guidance. Gene Ontology annotation, molecular function: semaphorin receptor binding; chemorepellent activity. Gene Ontology annotation, cellular component: plasma membrane. NCBI's taxonomy places the organism in Eukaryota, Metazoa, Chordata, Mammalia, Didelphimorphia, Didelphidae. The record is from RefSeq and is a predicted model, not a curated record.
UGAUUUUUAAUUUUUUCAGCAGCAAGUGCCUGCUUGCUUUAUAGGCGCACAAACCAGCUCAGUGGUGUUCCAACAUCUGGUUCUUCCUUCGCCACAGAGCGAAGCACUUUUGAUUUAAACAUCAAAGCCCUUUCUAAGGUUCAGUGACUUUACCUGCACUGUAGUUACCGGCUCACGUCCCGGAUAUUAAGUAUUGUAACUUACUAAGCCAAUGCCGGUUUGCGGACUUGGAAAGAAUCUUCUUCCGUAGAUCUGCGAAAUAAGUUUUUCUCCUCAUUAAGGUUUGGGAGUAUCCAAGUACGACGAGUGUAAAGGGAUGAGUCAAAGUGGAGGGGUCAAGUGAAAGAACACUCUCGGAAUGCGAGGCAAAGGGCAAUAGAAAACAAUAACCAUUACAAACUGGAAUCGAUUUCUGGGGCAAGAGUAUGGAGGUUUUCCUGCAUCAGUCCAGAAGGUUUGCAAGAGGAGAAAAAAAAAUGUCAAGGGGGGGGGGGGUUCCUAUGCUUCUGAAAAACACGUCUUUGCCUUAAAAGGAUGAGAUCAUUCCCCGGUAAAACUGCGCUGCACUUAUAUAGCUAAGGCAAAGCGAAGUCUGCAUGCUUUCUGAGCUCAGCCUGGAUGAAAAAAAAAAAUCCCUUGAGCCCACCCGGCAAGUUUUUUUUUUUCCCUCUCUUCUUUCUUCUUCUUCUUUCCAUUGCACACUGCUAAACAAACGGAGGUUUUCAGCAGGUCUCUUUAUUCUGUGUAGCACAUUCCUGAAUUUUGACGGAAGCCCAUUCUCUGGACAUGCUGCUCUCCACCCCUUCCCCCGCCCCCUUUGGCAGGCUCCCUCAGUCACGGUCUUUCUUCCUCUCCGGAGCGCUGGGUGUGGCUUAUACAUUAGUUAUGAGAUGCAGCCCCUAUUUGCUCAGCUAAUGAUGUAUGCAGGGCUCCGCGGCAGCGUGGUACUGGAGGCAAGUAGGACCAGCUCCAGGGGUAAAUGUAAUUGGAAACCAGGGCUUUCACCGUCAUAGCUCAGCUACUUUCCAUUCAGUCUUAGGUGCUUAAUUGAGGAAUAGAGAGGACUCCGGGUGCCGCCGCUGCAGUGGAGAGAGCCCUGAGGAUUCUUUACAAAGGAACUCCGGCUACCGGGAGGGAAGAAUUUCGCGACUGACACACUUGGGGAAUUAAGGCUUUCUAUUAAAAAAAAAAUAAUAAACAUUUUUAAAAAGGGAAAGAAGGAAUAAAUUCACCGGUCGCUAAAAGCCAGAGAGACAUUGAUGACUUUGGCUGACUGAUUUCUUCCAAGCUGGGAUUUUUUCCUUGGAUUUUAAAUUGCAGAUUUGAAGAGAUGACUUUUCUGGCAAUUCAUAUGUUGAUUGGGGCAUUUGUUUAUUCUGGCUGUGUGAAAGGAUCUUCACAGCCUCAGGCAAGAGUUUAUUUGACAUUCAAUGAACUUCGGGAAACCAGGACCUCUGAAUAUUAUAGUCUCUCCAACAAUCCAUUAGACUACCGGAUAUUAUUAAUGGAUGAAGAUCAGGACCGGAUAUAUGUGGGCAGCAAAGAUCAUAUUUUGUCUUUGAAUAUCAAUAACAUAAGCCAAGACCCUCUGAGUAUUUUCUGGCCAGCAUCUGCAAACAAAGUUGAAGAGUGCAAAAUGGCUGGCAAAGAUCCCACACAUGGCUGUGGGAACUUUGUAAGAGUGAUACAAGCUUUCAACCGUACUCACCUAUAUGUCUGUGGGAGUGGUGCCUUCAGCCCAGUAUGUACAUAUUUGAACAGAGGACGAAGAUCAGAGGAACAAGUCUUCAUGAUUGAUUCUAAGUGUGAAUCUGGAAAAGGGCGCUGUUCUUUCAACCCCAAUGUAAACACGGUGUCUGUUAUGAUCAAUGAAGAACUUUUCUCAGGAAUGUACAUCGAUUUCAUGGGGACGGAUGCUGCUGUUUUUCGUAGUUUGACCAAAAGGAAUGCAGUCAGAACGGAUCAACACAAUUCUAAGUGGCUUAGUGAACCUAUGUUUGUAGAUGCACAUGUUAUCCCAGAUGGCACUGAUCCCAAUGAUGCAAAAGUAUACUUUUUCUUCAAAGAAAGACUAACUGAUAACAGUGGUUCUACGAAGCAGAUUCAUUCCAUGAUUGCUAGAAUCUGUCCUAAUGACACUGGUGGGCAGCGUAGCCUUGUCAACAAGUGGACCACUUUCUUAAAGGCUAGAUUGGUAUGCUCAGUGAUGGAUGAAGAUGGCACUGAAACUUAUUUUGAUGAACUAGAGGAUGUGUUUCUGCUAGAAACAGAUAAUCCUCGGACAACACUUGUGUAUGGUAUAUUUACAACAUCAAGCUCAGUAUUUAAAGGUUCAGCAGUGUGUGUAUAUCAUCUAUCUGAUAUCCAGACUGUUUUUAAUGGACCAUUUGCCCACAAAGAAGGGCCAAACCAUCAGCUGAUUCCAUACCAAGGGAGAAUCCCUUACCCUCGUCCUGGCACUUGUCCAGGAGGAGCCUUUACCCCCAACAUGAGAACAACUAAGGAAUUCCCAGAUGAUGUCGUAACUUUUAUUCGGAAUCACCCCUUAAUGUACAACCCUAUCUAUCCAAUCCACAAAAGACCUCUAAUCAUCCGAAUAGGCACAAACUACAAAUACACGAAGAUAGCUGUGGAUCGAGUAAAUGCUGCUGAUGGAAGAUAUCAUGUCUUGUUUCUUGGAACUGAUCGUGGUACAAUACAGAAAGUUGUUGUUCUGCCUACUAAUAGUACAGCUAGUGGAGAACUUAUUUUGGAAGAACUGGAAGUCUUUAAGAAUAAGGCUCCUAUUACAACAAUGAAAAUUUCAUCCAAAAAGCAACAGCUAUAUGUCAGCUCCAAUGAAGGGAUUUCCCAAGUGUCUCUACAUCGUUGUCAUAUCUAUGGGACAGCUUGUGCUGACUGCUGCCUAGCAAGAGAUCCUUACUGCGCUUGGGAUGGCAGUUCUUGCUCCAGAUUCUAUCCAACAGGGAAGAGGCGGAGUCGCAGACAAGAUGUGAGACAUGGCAAUCCAAUGACUCAGUGCAGAGGAUUUAAUCUAAAAGCAUAUAGAAAUGCAGCUGAGAUUAUUCAGUAUGGAGUAAAAAAUAACACCACUUUCCUUGAGUGCACUCCCAAGUCUCCACAGGCAUCUAUCAAAUGGCUGUUACAGAAAGACAAAGACAGAAGGAAAGAGGUCAAACUUAACGAAAGAAUCAUUGCCACUGAACAAGGACUCUUAAUCCGUUCUGUCCAAGAUUCUGACCAAGGACUGUACCAUUGCAUUGCAACAGAAAACAGCUUCAAACAAACAAUAGCCAAGAUUAACUUCAAGGUCUUGGAUUCAGAGAUGGUAGCCUUUGUGACUGACAAGUGGUCACCCUGGACCUGGGCCAGUUCUGUCCGGGCACUGCAAUUCCACCCAAAGGAUUUUGUGGGAGCAUUCAGCCAUUCAGAAAUGCAGAUGAUUAAUCAGUAUUGCAAAGACACCAGGCAGCAGAGCGCCUCUCCACAGGGAGAUGAAUCACAAAAGAUAAGAGGGGACUAUGGCAAAUUAAAAGCACUCAUCAAUAGCCGAAAAAGUAGAAACAGGAGGAAUCAGUUACCUGGAUCAUAAUUUUUCCCCUUUUGGUGCAGCUGAUUUUUAUUUGUUUAUGCUCUCGGUUUGUUGGUUCUUAUUUGUCUUCUCGGAGCAUAUUUUGAGCAAAGAAUGUGUUGGAAUACCUGAGAAGAGUUUUUAUCCUAACCUGAAAAAUGCAUCAUAAAUGAACUUGAGCAUGCAUUUUCCAUAUAAAAUUCUGACUAGCACUAGACAUGUCACAGUCCUCAUGGUGCAUAUAAAUUUCUAACUUAACUCAGAGUCUAAUUUAUGUCUUUAUUUACCUCCCCAACCAAAAUCAAUUUUGCUAUCUAUAGAAAUAUAACCAGGAUACCUUUCAUUUCAGAUCAGAGACACACAAUCUUGUUAUUUUAUUUCACUACAGUUUGAAUAUGAAUUACUCAUUGUUCCUGGUUUCAGGAAUGAAAACAAAUACCAGGUUUGCUAUUUCCAUCUAUACACAAAAGUCACUAAGUAAAGCAAAGAAACUGACAAAUAUGUUGUAUAGAAGAUUUUUUUAAGUUGAUAAAAAGAUACAUUGAAAGUUGCAUGAAUAAUGAAUUGUACAUAAAGAAAAACGUGUGUACUUCUAGUGAAACACUGAUUAUUUUUAAAAGGUUCCAAAAAUUGAAUGUUAAGAUUCCUUGUGUGAAUCUCUCAUUCCCAAUGGCAAACAUGCUUUCACCAAAGUAUAAAUGCAUCUUCAGCAUCUUUAAUAUCUGUGAUGGGAGUGUUCCAAGGGAAUUGUAAAAAUGGUAUACAGAACAUGACAGGAAGGUAAAAGUUAUUUCCUUCUCUAAGAGCCUGAUUUUCUAGUUGCUCUUUUGUUUUUCCCAGAAAAUGGACAUUUUCUUCAGAGAAGAUUAUGUUGCACGACUCCUUGGAAAAAAUUCUUUGUAACUGGCCAGCAUUGUUGUCAGUGGCAAAGUUAAUUUUCGAAAUAGAUCUUUUUUAGUAUGCCAAAGGAUGCAUUUUGAGGGAAAAUGAGAAAAAAAUAAAAUGUUACUAACAAAUAAUUUUGUGGGAAAAUGAGCAAAAUAGACUUCAUCUUUGAAAGGAACUGGUUUUUAACACUUCCAUGCAUUUUAAAAAUUCACUCUUUCUCCAUGGUACUAUUUAUAGUUAAUCUAAUUAUUCUAAAUGUCUGAGCUGGUAAGUUAGUUCAUUAGAUACACUGGUUUUAGAAGUAGCUAUUCAGUAGCUAUACAAUGUUGAAAUAAAUUCUUAAGCUUUCAGAUUUAUGUUAGAAGCACUUUUUUUGAAUAGUUUAAUGCCUAAGGUUCCACCAAAAAGAGUAAUUAGGGAGAAUAGACUAAAAUGAAAGUUUCUCCUUUAUUCACAUUUAUUGAAAGCUCUCGAGUUUUUUCCCUUUCUUUUUUUUUCUUUUUCUUUCCAUUUUUCUCAAAUGGAAAUAAUGGCUUCACCAUUGACCUCAUCUAAUGUCUAGGACACUAAGCCUAUUAAUAUGAGUGGCAGUCGAUAGAAAAAGAAGGUCCAAUGGCUUUCCUCCAUAAGCACUACCAAGUUACAACUGUUCAAAGAUCAAAGACAUUUCUAAAGUGAAUUUGAUCAUUGAUCAGGAUAUAAGCAUACACUUUAUUAUUUAAAUAGUCAUAAAUUAUGAUAUGUUAAUAGGGUGAUAUUAGCUGAGUCUGAAAAAUAACAGGUACUCGUGGAACACAGAAUAUUAGUAACUGGGAGAUGAAAUUUGUUUUUUUAAGCCUGAAUUAGAACAAAUUUCAUAUUGUUCCAAAACAGUCUCCAGAGCUGCUUCAACUAUACAUGUUUUGACUGUUAAAGAAGAUUUAAGUGUUGAACUAUUAUUUUCUCCUUUGCAAAAGUAACAGAAAUGUGCUUCAGUUUCUCUAAAUAUUAUAAUCUUCCAUGGAAUUUCAAAUUCUCUGUAUAGAAUUGAAAGUACAAUUGCUUUAUAAUAAAUGUUCAGAGUAACCUAUAUAAUUUUGCUCACAUCACAUAGGACAUAACCUGGUAGGCAAUGUGGAUGUUUAGUUUUGUAAUAUUAUUUGUGCUAUUUAAUACCAUCUAUUUGGAACAUUAUUAAAGUGUAUAUAAUUUUAUUACUUUUUUAAGAAAAUCUUAUUAACUCUGCCAAAUGUAAAGAUUAUGUAUUCCCUUCCCCAAAGAAUCUCUUUAAUGUAAAUUGUAUGUUGGUGGCUCUCUUUAUUUUUAUGUGUAGUUUGUACAGUUUGCUGAUGUAAUGAUAUGUCCUUCACAAUCAUUGGUACUGUAGAUAAAAUGUGCUAGAAAAACAUUUUUCAAAGUGCAAGUGUCUGUAUAGUUUUUAGCAUGAUGAAACUGUUAUUACGGUGAAUGUUGACUAUAUCUUCAAUAAGAAACAAUUAAGUGUAGCCAGCACAUUAAUAUUUAAUUGAAUAGCUAAAAUAUUAUUUGCCUGGUUAAAUAAAGUGUGUUGAAAUCCUAGAA